UGUGGAGGCGACAGGCGAGGAGGCUUCAGUGUGUCGGUGAACGGGCUGGUGUGCGGUCGUGUUGGCGGUGGUCGUCCUGCAGACAGUGAUGAGUUUGCAGUCUUCUUCUGCGUCUCCUUCUUCCACUUCCAUUGCCCGAUCGUGAUCAUCGACGGAAUCGGACUGUGGAGUGGGUGGCUGCCUGGAGUUGCCAUGGUGGUGGUGUGCCUUGGGAAGAUGGCAGGUUCGGCGGGACACCAGAGUGACUUGGUGGAGUUGAGUGGCGUGGCGUUCGACAGCCGCUCUGGCUUCGUCGGGCAACUCGUUAAAGUGGACUGGACUGGACUGGUGGAAGAAGAAGAAGAAGGAGAUGGGGAAAGCGGGAGGGAGGGAGGAAGGGAGAAAGAAUGUGGGAGAGAAGACGAGGAGGAGGAGGAGGAGGAUGAGAUCUCCGCGACGAGGGUAAGUAGACGAUUGUGA
Messenger RNA from Mesocestoides corti, 459 nucleotides. NCBI's taxonomy places the organism in Eukaryota, Metazoa, Platyhelminthes, Cestoda, Cyclophyllidea, Mesocestoididae. The record is from the annotation of a GenBank genome assembly.